Podospora anserina S mat+ is the source of this 1440-nucleotide messenger RNA. RefSeq lists its product as uncharacterized. Gene Ontology annotation, molecular function: phosphatidylinositol N-acetylglucosaminyltransferase activity. Lineage: Eukaryota; Fungi; Ascomycota; Sordariomycetes; Sordariales; Podosporaceae. The coding region runs from base 1 to 1440 and encodes 479 amino acids. The record is from RefSeq and is a predicted model, not a curated record. The transcript has 2 exons. Gene Ontology annotation, biological process: GPI anchor biosynthetic process. Gene Ontology annotation, cellular component: glycosylphosphatidylinositol-N-acetylglucosaminyltransferase (GPI-GnT) complex.
AUGGCGCCCACAUACAACAUCGCCAUGGUCAGCGACUUCUUCUACCCGCAACCAGGCGGCGUAGAGAGCCACAUCUACCAGCUCUCAACCAAGCUCAUGGACAGGGGCCACAAAGUCAUCAUCAUCACCCACGCCUACGAAGGCCGCACCGGAGUCCGCUACCUCACCAACGGCCUCAAGGUCUACCACGUUCCCUUCCUCGUCAUCUUCCGCUCUGCCACCUUCCCGACCGUCUUCUCCUUCUUCCCCAUCUUCCGCAACAUCGUGCUCCGCGAGCGCAUCGACAUUGUCCACGGUCACGCCAGUCUAAGCAACUUUUGCCAUGAAGCCAUCCUCCACGCUAGAACCAUGGGUCUUCGGACUGUGUUUACCGAUCAUUCACUGUUUGGCUUUGCGGACGCAGCCAGUAUCCUCACCAACAAGUUGCUAAAAUUCACCCUGAGUGAUGUAGAUCAUGUCAUUUGCGUGAGCCACACCUGCAAAGAAAACACCGUCCUUCGCGCCUCCCUCGACCCCCUAAUGGUCUCGGUCAUCCCCAACGCCGUUGUAGCCGAAAACUUCAAACCCCUCUCCCCCUCUGAAAACCCCUCCUACCCACCCCCGGCCCGCCCUUUAGGUCCCCACGACAUCAUCACCAUCGUGGUCAUCUCCCGCCUCUUUUACAACAAGGGCACCGACCUCCUCACCGCCGCCAUCCCCCGCAUCCUCGAAAACCAUCCCAACACCCGCUUCAUCAUCGCCGGCUCCGGGCCCAAAUCUAUUGAUCUAGAGCAAAUGAUUGAGCAGAAUGUCCUCCAGGACAGGGUGGAGAUGCUCGGUCCGAUUCGUCAUGAAGAGGUGAGGGACGUGAUGGUACGAGGACACAUCUAUCUCCAUCCGUCACUUACGGAGGCGUUUGGGACGGUGAUUGUGGAAGCGGCAAGUUGCGGGUUGUAUGUAGUCUGCACGCAGGUCGGUGGGAUCCCGGAGGUCUUGCCCAGUCAUAUGACGGUGUUUGCCAAGCCGGAGGAGGACGACCUGGUGGCUGCCACGGGGAGGGCGAUCGCCUCGAUGAGGGCGAACAAAGUCCGCACAGAGUUGUUUCAUGCGCAGGUGAGGGAGAUGUACAGCUGGGAGAAUGUCGCGGUGAGGACGGAGAGGGUGUAUAACGGUAUCUGCGGCGCGAUUUCGGAGGGGGAGUUUUAUGGGUAUUAUGAGGGGGAUAAUGCGAAUAAUAGCUGGAGCGCGACGAGGGGGCGGUCAGGGGUGCAGAGUUUUGCGUUGAUUGAUCGGCUGAAGCGGUAUUACGGGUGCGGGAUCUGGGCGGGGAAGCUGUUUUGCUUGUGUGUGAUUGUGGAUUAUUUGCUGUUUUUGUUUUUGGAGCUGUGGUUUCCGAGGGAGGUGAUUGAUGUUUGUCCGGAUUGGCCGAGGAAGAAGAGGAAUGAUUUGAGUAGGGAGUAG